Messenger RNA from Vitis riparia (riverbank grape), 2105 nucleotides. Its product is annotated as rust resistance kinase Lr10-like. The transcript has 3 exons. Gene Ontology annotation, biological process: protein phosphorylation. The record is from RefSeq and is a predicted model, not a curated record. Lineage: Eukaryota; Viridiplantae; Streptophyta; Magnoliopsida; Vitales; Vitaceae. Gene Ontology annotation, molecular function: protein kinase activity; ATP binding; polysaccharide binding. Bases 61 to 1875 code for a protein of 604 amino acids.
UUUCUUUCCUAUACCAGAGAUUUCUGUCCUUGGCAAAAAUCACAAAUUCCUUCCAUAAAAAUGGAUCGAUAUCUCUGUUUGUUUUUGUUCUUGUUUCUGACCUUGUUUGUGGAGAUGAGAGGGGGCCGAGAUGAGUGCAUGACAUCGAAUGGUUGUGGCGACCAGGGUCCACUCAUCCGGUUCCCUUUCCGUCUAAAACACCAGCCACACCACUGUGGAUAUCCGGGAUUUGAGUUAUCUUACACUGAGAAUAAUCAGACCAUGCUAGACCUGCCAGUUUCGGUAAAGCUCUUGGUGAAGAAAAUAGUUUACAAAUCCCGGGAAAUCAUUGUCCAGGACCCGGAUAAUUGCCUUGCGAGACAGCUUCGAAACCUCAAUUUAGCUGCCUCCCCCUUCCACUUCAAAUUUGAACGGGACUUCAUCUUGUUCAAUUGUUCCUCAGACAAAACAGAAUCAUCUCGUUUUCAGUCCAUCCCUUGCCUUUCUAUCCCUGGUAACCCAGUUUAUGCUGUUUAUUCCUACCUAUCUGUCCAAUAUACGGAUCUAUCCUCUUGCCGCAGGCUUUACAACGCUUCAGCUCCAGCUAAUGUAGGUCCUGAGGAUUUUAUGUUCAUUGAAAGUGCAUUUUCUUUGAAGUGGUCGAAAUCAAUAUGUGGAAGCUGCCCAGGAGGAGGAAAAAUAUGCAGACUGAAGAAGAGUAAUAGCACGGAACCAGAAACUGAAUGUAUUAAAGUUAAAGGCGUAUCGAAGAAAAUAAUUGUGACAGGUGCAAUCUUUGGUUUUUUUCUUCUCGUGUUAGUGAUUGUUAUGCUUUAUCGUGUCUAUAGCUCAGAUAAAGUAGAAAGAGAGAAUAGAGUAAAGGUUAAAAAGUUUCUAGAAGACUAUGAAGCUCUCAAGCCCUCAAGAUACUCCUAUGUUGAUGUUAAAAGGAUCACAAGUCAAUUCAAAGAUAAAUUAGGCCAAGGAGGAUAUGGAACUGUGUACAAAGGAAAGCUUUCAAAUGAAGUUUUUGUUGCAGUAAAAAUCCUUAACAAUUCUCAAGGAAAUGGGGAAGAGUUCAUUAAUGAAGUGGCAACAAUGGGUACAAUCCACCAUGUUAAUAUAGUUCGUUUAGUUGGAUUUUGUGCUGAUAGAUUUAAACGAGCUCUAAUUUAUGAGUACUUACCAAAUGAGUCAUUGGAGAAGUUCAUAUUUUCAAGAGUUGUCAAGAACUAUUCACUUAGUUGGAAGAAACUUCAAGAAAUUGCUAUAGGUAUAGCAAAAGGAAUUGAGUAUCUUCAUCAAGGUUGUGAUCAAAGAAUCCUUCAUUUUGAUAUCAAACCUCAUAAUAUUUUACUUGACCACAACUUUAAUCCAAAGAUUUCUGACUUUGGUUUAGCCAAAUUGUGCUCCAAGGAACAAAGUGCAGUCUCUAUGACAAUUGUAAGGGGAACAAUGGGUUAUAUCGCUUCAGAAGUGUUAUCUAGGAAUUUUGGGAAUGUAUCUUAUAAGUCAGAUGUUUAUAGUUUUGGAAUGUUAUUACUUGAAAUGGUUGGAGGAAGGAAGAACAUUGAUGUUAGUGUGGAGAGUACUAGCCAAGUAUACUUCCCAGAAUGGAUUUAUAAUCAUUUGGAUAUAGGGGAAGAAUUGCAUAUUCGAAUUGAAGAAGAAGGAGAUGUUGAAAUUGCAAAGAAAUUAGCAAUUGUGGGACUUUCAUGUAUUCAGUGGUGUCCAGUGGAUCGUCCUUCCAUGAAAAUUGUGGUUCAAAUGUUGGAAGGAGAAGGAGACAAGUUAACCAUGCCUCCUAACCCUUUUGCUUCAACAGUUCCAACAAACUUGAGCAAGCCAGGAAGAGUUUUUCAACAAGAGUUGGCAAUAAUUUCAGAACUAGAGUAAAAAUAAUUGUCUGUAUGUUCAACUUAUUAUGAAUGUAUAGUUUAAUAAAAAUUCAUAUUGUAGUUGUUCAUCAUCAUAGCAUCUUUAUUUAUAUUUCUGUUAAUUGAACAAAUGAUUGUAUAAAAUGAUUAUACCAGUGGCUCAAUUGAUGUUAGAUUCCAGAAGUUCUUAUUCCCAUGUAAUGUAUUUCUUGUGUAUUAAAUUUUAAUGAAUAUGUCCAAGAAUAUUCU